Molecule: messenger RNA, 2750 nt
Organism: Entelurus aequoreus (snake pipefish)
Lineage: Eukaryota; Metazoa; Chordata; Actinopteri; Syngnathiformes; Syngnathidae
Gene: pigb
Product: phosphatidylinositol glycan anchor biosynthesis, class B
Exons: 12
Coding region: 267-1829 (520 amino acids)
Biological process (GO): GPI anchor biosynthetic process
Cellular component (GO): endoplasmic reticulum membrane
Molecular function (GO): alpha-1,2-mannosyltransferase activity
Source: RefSeq, a predicted model, not a curated record
UUCACCGGAAGUACAAAUAAUUGCGGAAGUGCCGUAUACAGCGGCCUUUCUAAAAGGAAAAGUUGUAAACAUUGUAAGUUGGAGUUCCUGAAUAUUAUUAAAUAUAUUGUUAUUGAGUAGGCGUUUGUAUCGUGUCAGUUUUGUGUAAUGGCAACACUAGUUAAUCUCUGUUGCUAAAGUUUUAUGUUUUGGAAUACUGUUGAAUGAACGACUGUCGUGAUUGUAUUCCGGUCAGAUAGUUGUACGUCUAAAGAAACAAUGCCCAUAUGGACACUUUUAGACAACGUUUGAGGUUCGAGAAGAACGAUGUGGAUGUGAAACUAAGGACAAGAAAGUCGCUGCUUUACUUAAAAGAAGAUCAUGCUCCUCUUAGAAAUGAUGUGCUGAGAGUUGCAGCAUUUUCUGUGACGUUCCGGAUCAUUAACUGCUUCCUAGUUCAGAGCAGCUUUGUUCCAGAUGAGUACUGGCAGUCUCUGGAGGUCGCCCAUCACAUGGUCUUCAAUUAUGGCCAUCUGACCUGGGAAUGGAAAGCAGGCCUUAGAGGCUUCACCUAUCCUCUCAUCUUUGCCUUCAUCUACAAACUACUAUACUUCAUAAACUGUGACUCUGUUUAUCUCUUGAUAUGGCUGCCUAGAGUCUUUCAAGCGCUCCUCGCUGCAUUUGCAGACCUCAAGUUCUUCUUCCUCAUGAGAACACUGGAGGGUAGACAAGUUGCAAAAUGGACGGCCUUCUGCCAGCUGUGCUCGUGGUUCACAUGGUUCUGCUGCACCAGGACGCUGAGCAACAGCAUGGAGACCAGCAUCACUUGCAUGGCGCUGUCCUACUUCCCUCUGUCUGCAUCCCAAGCACACAGCAGCAAAAAAUAUUUGACCCUUGUUGCCCUAGCGAUCAUUGUUCGCCCCACGGCCCUGAUUGUCUGGCUUCCGCUGUUGAUUUACCAUUUCUGGCAGGAGGAAAACAAACUGAGACUAAUUGCUCAUGACUACAUCCCUAUUGGGGCCUCAGCUGUUGUGAUCUCAAUCGUAAUCGACUGCAUCUUCUACGGAAAGUGGACCUUUGUGCAGUUCAACUUCCUGAAGUUUAAUGUCUUCCACGGCGUGGCAGACUUCUAUGGCUCCCACCCCUGGCACUGGUACUUCACGCAGGGCUUCGUGGUCGUGAUGGGCCCACAUCUCCCGUUCUUUCUUCACGGAUGCUGCCUGGCUUUCAGAAGAUACAGAAUCUUGCUAGUGGCAAUUUCAUGGACUAUUGGCGUGUACAGUGUGCUUCCUCACAAGGAGUUUAGAUUCAUCUACCCUGUGCUUCCCUUCUGUAUGAUAUUUUGUGGAUUAUCGAUGGCUCAUUUAAGAGCGUGGCGACGAACAGCUGCAUGUGUUUUGGUAGUGACCAACCUGCUCGCUGCUCUCUACACGGGGCUCAUUCACCAGCGCGGCGCUCUGGACGUGAUGAGCCACCUACAGACACUUUGCCACAUCUCAGAGCAGCCACAGCCGUACAUUCUCUUCCUUAUGCCCUGCCACUCCACGCCUUUCCACAGUCACAUCCACUGUCCACUAAGGAUGAGGUUCCUGGAGUGCCCACCUGAUCUUGGUGAAGGGGCUUAUAUGGACGAAGCAGAUGGAUUCUAUAGUGACCCUCUUCGCUGGCUCACAACUUCCUUUCCACACAAGUCCUCAGGCCCUACUCACUUGGUUCUGUUUGACGUUUUAGAAAAGGAAAUCUCCGCAUUUUUACUCGAGAAUAACUUCACAAAGACCACAGAGAUGUUUCACACUCAUUUUCCCUCGGGAAGAGUUGGAGGAAGUAUUUUUAUUUAUGAAAGGCACUGACAACCACUGGAACACAUCUUUUAGCCACUAUGUCUGAUAAUGUGCAUUAGCUGCUGAAAAUACACUUUAAACGCCAUGCUUGUGAUACAACUUCACUUCUUUCCUAUGAAAUAAACCCACCAAAUUAAUGAUGCACUAAAGUUUGGUGUGAACUUUAAAAAAAAAAAAAAAAUUUCCCCUCCCUAAAUCACUAAUAAAAAAACAAAAAUGUUCCAGUUGAGAUGAAACAAAAACAAGAGGUGGAAUGUUAGAACAGCAUCACACCUCACACAAGCUUAAAGAAGCUGACAAUUCUAUAAAACACACUGGGCAACGCCUCCCUGUUUUGUUUUUGACUUUCCACACCCGCUUGUGCUGCCAAAAGUAAAAUAUACAUUCCUGGUUAAAAUUGUUUGUCCUGGGCUAAGGCUACGUCUCAGUUCAGUUGUUACAAAUGUUACAAGAGGCUUCAAGCUAUCUGGCGUCAAGAUGAACAUUGUACUUGUCACCAAUUAUAAAGAUUGCAGUGUUCAACUUUCAAAGUGUGCAAUAGCAUUGUCAAUAAUAGUCAUUCAAAAUGUGCCUCAUCGUUGAUCUAAUAUUUUUAGAAACACUUACUCAGUAGGAAAGAUCAUUGACACAAUAACAAAGCAAUAUCAUGGUAUUGCCAGCACACCACAGCUCUGAUCAAAUAACUCUAAUGUUCUUCUAGCACCCCCGAGCGGGCAUGUUUGCAUUGCAUAUGUCACGGGUGUAAAAGUACAGCCCAGGGAUAUUUUGUUUUUUUGGCCUUUGCCACAUUAAAAAAUGAUUUUCUAAAAUAAGAUGGAUUAUUACAUAUUACACUUAAAGGCUAAGACUGAGUCGGUUUUAGCGAAUGAACAAUUUGUGAUUGUUUUGUCUGUGGGACAGAUUUUCUUAAAAUAUUGUCACGUUUUGAGC